AUGAACGACAGUCCCUUUGAUUACGGCCUGGGCAUCCACGACAACGUUCCAGGCUCCGGGUUCCCCUUUGAUUUCCAGCCAGAAGGCAUCGAUUCCCUUGUCGAUCCCGGCUUGUCGCUCUCGCCAUACGCAACCACCACGCCGGACUCGCACUUUACAACGCCCCUGUCCGUGCCAUUGCUGUCGCCCGGAAGCUCCAUUGAGUGCUUUGGGGACCACCGAAGCAGCAUUGGCAGCCUCGACUCGACUAUUGCCCCUCAUGAGAUUAUCGCCAGCACCGCCGCCAAAAGCAGCCAUCACAGCAAUACAAACAGCAGCGGCAGCGGCAGCAACAGUAAGCCGAGCAAGACAGCUCCCAGCACAGCAUCAGCAACGGCCACCGCCACCAUGAUGACAAGGACGAGAAAGGCCGCCGCCCAAAACGUCGAAGCGUCCACCUCGGAAGCUCAACCUCGCGCCAAGCGACAGAAGACGGCUUCUUCGGCCCAGGCGGCAACGAUCAAGCAGGAGCUCCAACAAGAGCCGCCGCCUCCGCCUCCGUCGCGGGGACGAAGGCUGGCACGAAGAGGAGCUGCCGCAAAGAAGGAGGACGCAGCUCAGCGCAGCAAGAAUCUGGAGCGCAAUCGCAUCGCCGCGUCCAAAUGCCGCCAAAAGAAGAAGGAAUGGGUGUUGGAGCUGGAGGAGACCAAGUCGGGCAUGGAGCUUCGCCACAACAGCCUGCGCGUGGAAUACUUUCAACUGCUCGACGAAGUGACGCGUAUAAAGAACCAGCUCAUGGCGCAUGCGGCGUGCAACGAUCCCAACAUCAAUUUCUGGAUUGAAAAGGAAGCUCUCCGAUAUGUCGAGAGGUGCAUGGACCCUCCGAGCGAGAGGCGUCCCUCGGCCGCCGCCAAUGGUGAGUUUGCCUGGUGA
Molecule: messenger RNA, 912 nt
Organism: Trichoderma aggressivum f. europaeum
Lineage: Eukaryota; Fungi; Ascomycota; Sordariomycetes; Hypocreales; Hypocreaceae
Product: transcriptional regulator family: bZIP
Exons: 1
Coding region: 1-912 (303 amino acids)
Biological process (GO): regulation of transcription by RNA polymerase II
Molecular function (GO): RNA polymerase II cis-regulatory region sequence-specific DNA binding; DNA-binding transcription factor activity, RNA polymerase II-specific
Source: RefSeq, a predicted model, not a curated record